UGAAGAAGGGCGGUCCACGCUUGGCCGCUGCCAAGAUGGCGGUGGACAUUGGCCUGCCUAAGGCCCGAAGGCUGGUGAGGGCCAACGCCGAUGGCGAGAGGCAGAAACAUUUGGUCGUGCCGGGGGAUACGAUCACCACGGACCCCGGGUUCAUGCGAGGUCAUGGAACCUAUAUGGAAAAUGAGAAGCUCAUAGCAUCCGUGGUGGGCUGUGUGGAGAGAGUAAACAAACUGAUCUGCGUGAAAGCUUUGAAAACAAGAUACAAUGGUGAAGUUGGAGAUAUCGUGGUGGGAAGAGUUACAGAGGUUCAGCAGAAGCGAUGGAAGGUGGACACCAAUUCCAGGCUUGACUCAGUCUUACUUCUCUCCUCCAUGAAUCUCCCAGGAGGAGAAUUGAGAAGAAGAUCAGCAGAGGAUGAACUUGCAAUGAGGGACUUCUUGCAGGAGGGGGACCUGAUCAGUGCUGAGGUCCAGGCAGUGUUUUCUGAUGGCGCUGUGUCUCUGCACACUCGGAGUCUGAAAUACGGCAAACUAGGGCAGGGUGUGCUGGUCCAGGUUUCUCCUUCCUUGGUGAAACGGCAGAAGACUCACUUCCACGACUUGCCCUGCGGCGCUUCGAUAAUUCUGGGCAAUAAUGGCUUCAUCUGGAUCUAUCCAACAUCUGAGCAAAAAGAAGAGGAGGCAGGGGGCUUUAUCGCCAAUCUGGAGCCCAUCCCCAUGUCAGAUCGUGAGGUGAUAUCCAGGCUCCGGAAUUGUGUCGUGUGUCUGGUUUCUCAGAAGGUGAUGUUAUACGACACCAGUAUCCUCUAUUGUUAUGAAGCGUCUCUUCCCCAUCAGAUCAAGGACAUCUUAAAGCAAGAGGUCAUGGAGGAGAUUGCAUUGGAAACUCGCCAGAGACUUAUGGAGCUGGAGGGAUAGGAAGAUAAGAAGGACUGGAACAGAGAUUGCCGGUCUUUGGUCUCCACGUUCCCCUUCCCCCAUUAUUGAGAUGUAAAGCCCCAUCCACACAGACCGGCAGAGCACGUAUAAGCAAGCUUUCAAAAAAUGUCAAAACAAUGCUGCAAAAGCAUAUAUUCCGUGGACCGAGGGGUUGGACGACGGUGCAAGGCUACGGAACCACUCAUUUCUUACUGUUGUUCAUUUUUUAAAUUAAGUUCUGAAUUAGGAGUUUCGCACUGGUGUCCCCAUUAAAUUAUAAGCUCCUUAAGGCCAGGGGUAACUUAUUCUUUGUUAAGUCCCGAGCCCCUCACUUGCCAUAUUGUUUUUGUUGUUGUUUGUUUAUGUUUUAAAGUGGAUGAUGUGAAAGGAUCCACUUGGAAUUUUACCCAAAAAGUGUGGUCUUCCAUUA
Ornithorhynchus anatinus (platypus) is the source of this 1347-nucleotide messenger RNA. RefSeq names its product exosome component 2 (gene EXOSC2). The transcript is spliced from 9 exons. Gene Ontology annotation, biological process: U4 snRNA 3'-end processing; poly(A)-dependent snoRNA 3'-end processing; TRAMP-dependent tRNA surveillance pathway. The record is from RefSeq and is a predicted model, not a curated record. Bases 36 to 917 code for a protein of 293 amino acids. Gene Ontology annotation, molecular function: RNA binding. Gene Ontology annotation, cellular component: cytoplasmic exosome (RNase complex); nuclear exosome (RNase complex). Lineage: Eukaryota; Metazoa; Chordata; Mammalia; Monotremata; Ornithorhynchidae.